UCAAAGGAAUUAUUCAAUUUAUGUUUGCCGUUUGUGUUACAACCUUCUCACAAUAUGGGAACGUACAACUUAGUUAUAGUAUUUUUAAUAGCUAUAUCGCACGUUACGUGUUUUAGCGUUGUAACAACUAACAAUACUGGAUCUAUUCAGUAUGCGUUAUGUACCACUGAUAAAUGUAUUAGUGCGNCUUCAGAGAUUUUAGCCAAUCUAAAUCGUACAGUUGACCCUUGUGAUAAUUUUUACAAAUUUGCUUGUGGCGGAUGGUUGCAACAUAACCAACCAAAUGAUUUGUUUCCAUAUAUUGAUAUUUUAAAUUUGAUCUCAAGAAAAGUGAGGGAUCAACUUCGAGAACUUGUAGAAGGACCCGCUAAAGAAAAUGAUAGUACGGCUUUGAUAAAAGCAAAACAUAUUUAUGCUCAAUGCAUCAAUAAUGAGGACAGUAACGUGGACGGAAGCUUACGCGCCAUUGUACAUAGGUACGCCGAAUGGCCAUUGGUUAUGCCUCAUCGCGAAUGGAACGAUACAAAUUUGACGUGGCAAAAUGUUAGCAUGAUUUUGAAUGAAAAUGGAUUUAAUAAUGGCCUUUAUGAUAUAACGGUGGAAAGGCCUAACAAAACGUCCAAUAGUAGAAUUAUAGUUAUUACUGAGCCUAACUUUUGUUUUCCAAGAGACGCCAUACUUCCGUCUAAAAAGACAGGUAGAUGGAAUGAAAUACACGCAUCCCACAUUGUAAGAAUUGUGAAAAAAUUCAUAGAAGAAAAUAACGGAACUAUCGAGAUCGAUAAUCUUACUCGAGAUGCACUUGACAUCGUACAAUUUGAAACGGAACUGACUAACUUGACAAUAAGCUAUGAAGAAUAUAAGGAAAUGCCUAAUGUUUAUAUUCCGUUGACAAUUCAACAAUGGCAAGAAGAGUUUGAUAAGCAACAUCCCGAAGAAAAGGGAAAGAUUAAUUGGCAUUUAACCAUUCAAACAUUGUUUACUUCAGAAGGAAUCGCAAUUGAACUGUCUGAAAAGAUCGUCAUUGAAGCACACACAUAUCUUAUUAAGCUGAUACCGUUAUUAAAGCGAACACCAUCUCGUACUAUUGUUAAUUACAUGUUGUGGACUGUAAUCUGCGAGAUUCGUAACUACAUUAUACAAUUAGAAAAGAAUGCACGUGACACAAGGUGGAAAACAUGUAUUUCAAAAUCCAACUUGAAAUUUGCUAUUUUUCAUGAAUAUGUCAAAAAAUACGUGUCGGACGAAAGUAUACAGGACGUCAAAGAAAUAAUCACGGACGUUAAAAGCGCUAUUCGAGAACAAAUAAAAAACUCCACUUGGGUGGACGAGCAAACGAGAGAGAUGUGUCUUGAGAAAGUUGCUUAUAUGAAACAGGACAAUAUUAAACCCGACUGGUACAACAAUGAAGAUAUUGACAAUUAUUACAAAGGCAUAAAUGUCAGCACAACAUAUAUCGACACCUUAAUAAAGUUAUUUACGUACGACAAAAAGAAAAUGUUAAGCUUGCUAAGAAUACUCGGCAACACAACUUUUACAAAGUUGGAUAGCGACUUUGCAGAACCAAAUGCUUACUACAUUCCAUCUCUUAAUAAAUUUGUUAUUCGUCCUACCAUUUUACACGAUCCUGUAUAUAAUAGAAGUCGUCCAUCAUUUAUCAACUACGCCUCGCUAGGAUUUAUUAUCGCACAUGAAAUAAACCAUGCCUUCGAUUUAGUCGGUAGUAAAUAUGACAAAGACGGCAACAUCGUACAAUUGUGGUCGUCAAAGGCUAUCGAUGAGUACAUAAAAAUAUCACAAUGUUUCAUCGAUCAGUAUAACGAGUAUCUAUUUGCGGGAUUAGAAGAUAAGAAUGUUUUCGUGAACGGAUAUAUGACACUUAAAGAGAACAUCGUCGAUUCUGCGGGAGUUGUAGCUGCGUAUUACGCGUAUAAAAACAAGAAAGCUAAAUUGAACGAACCUGAAUGGCGGCUGCAAGGACUAGAACAGUAUAAUGAUGAUCAGAUCUUUUUCAUAACGUUUGCUCAAACAAUGUGCGAAAGUUUUCUUCCGAAAAAGCAACAUCUUAUUUCCGAUGUUUAUUCUGUAAAUGAAAUUAGGGUUCGCGGCAGCCUUUCAAACUUUCCUGAAUUUUCCGCAGCUUACAACUGUCCCGUGGGAACAGUAAUGAACCCGGUAAAGAAAUGCGCUCUUUGGUACUAGAACGACGAUUGUGCACCUGCAAAAAUGUGAACGCGAUGUUC
This is a messenger RNA of Pseudomyrmex gracilis, 2243 nucleotides long. RefSeq names its product membrane metallo-endopeptidase-like 1. The record is from RefSeq and is a predicted model, not a curated record. The transcript is spliced from 17 exons. Bases 55 to 2202 code for a protein of 715 amino acids. Gene Ontology annotation, molecular function: metalloendopeptidase activity. Gene Ontology annotation, cellular component: plasma membrane. NCBI's taxonomy places the organism in Eukaryota, Metazoa, Arthropoda, Insecta, Hymenoptera, Formicidae. Gene Ontology annotation, biological process: protein processing.